AUGAAAGAAAAAAAUGGGCUUGGAGAGUUUUAUUUAGACGAUUUAUCAGAUUGUCCUGACACUUAUCCAGGAAGUGAUAGUGGUGAUGAAAGUGAUGUCAGCGAAAUAAUAAUUCAGAAGCAAGAUUCUGCAUUGCCACUGAUAUAUAGUGAUUCAGAAGACGACGAAAUAAGUAACAUCGAAGACGAUGCAAAUAACGUUGAAGAUGAUGAUAUAUGGUCGACGAACGACGAAGCAGUAAUUUUGGAACCUUUCGAAGGCAGCCCAGGCAUAAAAAUUAUGCCAAGUUCUCAAGAAAAUGUGAUGGAUAGUGUAAAUUUAUUUCUCGGAAUUGACUUUUUCGAGCACUUGGUGAGGGAAUCCAACAGGUAUCAUUACCAGGUCAUGGAAAAAUAUAAAACUCCAUCAAGAACGAAAAAAUGGACAGAUAUAACGGUACCGGAAAUGAAGAAAUUUUUAGGGCUAAUAGUUCUAAUGAGUCAGGUAAAAAAAGACGCUCUCUACGACUAUUGGUCCACUGAUCGAAGUAUAGAAACGCCAUUCUUCUCGCAAGUCAUGAGCAGAAACAGGUUUGUGCAAAUAAUGCAGAGCUGGCAUUUUUGCAACAAUGACAACAUUCCGCACAAUGCACAUAGGCUUGCUAAAAUCCAGCCUGUCAUUCAUUAUUUACAGCGAAAAUUUAACGACGUAUAUAAACCUAGUCAACAAUUAUCUUUGGAUGAGUGCAUAAUUCCGUGGAGAGGUAGACUAUCGAUUAAAACGUAUAAUCCCGCAAAAAUUACAAAAUACGGAAUACUUGUGAGAGUGCUGUGUGAAGCUGUCACAGGUUACGUAUGCAAUUUUCACGUGUAUGCUGCUGAUGGCGAAAAAUUAGAAGAUACUGUUUUAACGGUCAUUGAACCAUAUAAGAACAUGUGGCACCACGUUUAUCAAGACAAUUACUAUAACAGUGUGAAAAUGGCUAAAAUUCUGCUGAAAAAUAAAGUGCGACUGUGCGGAACCAUUCGGAAAAAUAGAGGUCUUCCUCGAUCGCUCCAAACAUUACGACUUUCGAGAGGUCAGUAUGAAUUUCGCAGGAAUCAGCAAAUUUUGUUACAAGUAUGGAAUAAUGGCAAAAGAAAUGUCAAUAUGAUUUCAACUAUACAUUCUGCACAAUUAACGGAAUCCAGCAGCAGAAGUAAAAGAUCACAUGUCCCAAUACAAAAACCUAAUUCCAUCGUACAUUACAAGAAAUAUAUGAAGGGCGUAGAUCGCGCGUACCAAUAUCUAGCAUAUUAUUCCAUUUUCAGAAAAACAAAAAAAUGGACUAAACGGGUUGUAAUGUUUCUCAUCAACUGUGCACUUUUUAAUUCAUUUAGAGCAUGCAUAGUUCUAAACGGAAAAAGUAUUACGUACAAGGAUUUCCUGCACAAAGUGGCAGUUUCGUGGAUACAAGAUAAUGAAACUAAUUGUAUGGAAGAAGAUGAUGAUCUACCUAGUCCUGCACCCACAAGGAGAGCACCCAAAUUAGACCAUCCCGGAAGGCUGUCGAAUUUCGGAAAACAUAAACUUGUAAAUAUAGUGACCAGCGGUCGAAGUGUGAAACCGCAAAGACAAUGCAGAGUUUGUGCUGUUCAAAAAAAAAGAAGUAGAACAUGUUUUGUUUGCAAAUUUUGCAAUGUUCCAUUACAUAAAGGCGACUGUUUUGAACGAUAUCAUACCUUGAAAAAAUAUUAA
Molecule: messenger RNA, 1716 nt
Organism: Eufriesea mexicana
Lineage: Eukaryota; Metazoa; Arthropoda; Insecta; Hymenoptera; Apidae
Product: piggyBac transposable element-derived protein 4-like
Exons: 1
Coding region: 1-1716 (571 amino acids)
Source: RefSeq, a predicted model, not a curated record